UUGCUUUUUUCGCUAUAAAAUCAAAGUAAAUGUUUACAGUAAUUGUCAGUCGCUUUUAAUUCGUGUAAGACAAAACAGUGAUAACACAAUCUGAAGUAGAGUUACGCUAAAUGUACGGCGAUAAAAUGAAAAGCUUAAAACAAAUUGCUGUUUUAAUUUGCCUAAUACAACUGGGCCAAGCUCAAGUUUUAAAUCGUGGAUCGUGCAACAAGAAUAUACCUACAGUUCAAAAUUUUGAUGCUACUCGGUAUUUGGGCCGUUGGUAUGAACAAGAAAAAUAUCCCUUUAUUUUUGAAUUGGGAGGCAAGUGCAUUUACGCUGAAUAUGGUCAAUUGAAAAAUGGUGAUCUUAGUGUCUACAAUUAUAACAUCAAUGAAUUAACUGGCAGACCAAAUGACAUUUUGGGAAGUGCAAAGCUUGUUGAUUCGGGCAAACUAAAAGUGAGAUUUAACAAUAUGCCUGCAUUUAUUGGUUCAGCUGAUUACUGGGUGUUGGAUACGGACUAUGACAACUAUGCUGUGGUUUACUCAUGCACCGAUGUUUUGGGUUUAUUCAAUGCACAGGUUGUUUGGAUAUUAACUCGCGAACGCAGUCCCAAUCCACAGUACAUUGAAAAGGCGCGCAGUGUAAUCAAACAAAAUGGUCUGUCACUGAAACCCCUACAGAGAACCAAUCAACAGGGAUGCUGAACCAAGUAAUCCGGCUAACAAGAAAUCACACAAAAAACCAAAACGGUUAACAAUGACAAAGUUUAAAAUUUAAUAACAUUGUAACUUGUGUAAUAUCCUGAUAAACAAUAAAAACCCAAUGAAAUUACAA
Molecule: messenger RNA, 819 nt
Organism: Musca domestica (house fly)
Lineage: Eukaryota; Metazoa; Arthropoda; Insecta; Diptera; Muscidae
Product: apolipoprotein D
Exons: 6
Coding region: 111-689 (192 amino acids)
Molecular function (GO): pigment binding
Source: RefSeq, a predicted model, not a curated record